This is a messenger RNA of Hemibagrus wyckioides, 2443 nucleotides long. It is a transcript of the gene glmna, whose product is annotated as glomulin, FKBP associated protein a. The coding region runs from base 278 to 2029 and encodes 583 amino acids. Gene Ontology annotation, cellular component: cytoplasm. The record is from RefSeq and is a predicted model, not a curated record. Lineage: Eukaryota; Metazoa; Chordata; Actinopteri; Siluriformes; Bagridae. The transcript is spliced from 20 exons. Gene Ontology annotation, molecular function: ubiquitin-protein transferase inhibitor activity.
UCUACAGCAAGCGCGAAGGGACAAAUCCCCAAACCCCGCUGCGUCACUUUGACGAGAGGUGUGCGGCUAGCCGAAACAGUGGCGUUCACAAUGACCACAACAAUCUUUUGGGCUUUUAUAAGAGUCGUGGAUUAAAAACUGAUCAGGAAAAUGAUGCUCUAUGUGUAAACCUGAGAAGAAGACUGAAACUCAAAAGCACUGCAGGUUAACCCGGGUGAGAGAGCUGACAGGAAUGCAGUAAGAUGGCUCUGGAGCAGUUCAGUGAUGUUGUACAGAGAUGUGUAAGAUCACAGAGGAACACGUUCAGGAGGAGAACUUCUCUCCGGACGACUUCGACCUGUUCCGCACGGCGGGGAUGAGCUGCAUCCAGCAGGGACACAGCGCUCACGUCCUCAGUGUCGUCAUCGACGAGAGAAAUAAAAGUAUCGUGCACUGCAUGGGCUGGAACCUUCUGGGGCCAUUAGUCAAAGUUUUGCUGAAGAAGGAAGAGAAGAACUUUCAUCACUGUCACGCCAUCUUCUGUCACCUGCUGGAGGUGUGCAGUCCUAAAGAGCUGCUGGUUGGUCUGCUGGAGCAGGUGGAGGAAGCUGAUCCUGAUGCUGUGGCUGAAACCAUCACUCUGCUGCUCACACCUUUACAGACAGUUCUGUUGAGAUUGGGGAAGAGGAAGUCCUCGACUCUGGGCAUGGCUCUCUCCACGGUCCUCAAUCAGGUGUCCAAACUUCCUGUUCCUCAGAGCCGAGAGCAGGAGGAGGACGACGUGUUCGGUCUGUGUCGCUGCUGCACGGCUCUGUCCCACUUCAUCCGGCCCUUUGUGGAGGAGAUCAAGGAGAACAUUCAGGAACGUCGUUUCUCCAGGGAUGACGAGCUCCGGGUGGAGAUCAUGAAAUUCUGUAUGAGGAGUUUGAGCGAGCCUCUGCUGGACGUCCAGCUGAAGGAUCCAGACACGUUAGAGACAUCUCCUCUCAGAGACUUUGCCACCGACAUCCUGGUCACACUGUGUAGUAUCGGCGAGUCUCUCCUGGACUUGUUAUCCCACAAUCUCAUGCGGAAGCGCGACAUUCCCGGAUUCCUGGAAGAGGAGGUCCGAUAUCCGAAGGAGUCUCUGGCCAGCUUGGCACAUCUACUGUUCGUCCAUCACAUCGCUAUGGACAUGUUCCCCUCUGUGCUCAGCCCAGUUUUUGUUCUUCAGUGUAACAUGGACUACGUCGACCUCCUCCUCAGCAGAACUGAAGAAUCCCGGCUGCAGAAGGGGCUGGAGCUGUAUGAGAAGACGCUGGUGCGAGUGGAGGACUGCAGCCUGCCCUGUGACCUGCUGGAUUUAAAAGCUUUUUUAAACGUUCCACAGAACAUGGUGAAGGUGAUGACGCUGUGUCCGGUUCAGAGCGUGAGGACUAAAGGACUCUCCGUGUUCCAGCUGAGCAUCGACAAAUUUAACACUGAGGCCAAAUACAAGUUUUUCAGGUGCAUGCUGAAAACCAGUGAGCACGCAGGAGUGGAGGGCUUCAUCAUCAAGAACAUCAAGAACCAGAUCGAUCUCGCUUUGAAGCCCGGUCAUGAGAACGACUGGUUCCUGGGGAAACAUCUCCUGCCGUUACUGCGCCAGGUCCUGAGUCUUCCUCAGGGAGCAGAAACUGACCUGCUACACAAUUUAGACCGGAUUAUGGAGUCAUUGAACCUGCUGCGUUAUCUCCUAAUCAGAGAUAAAGAACGGCACAACGAGACUGGAAUAUGGAGUGAGCUCUGUACGGUCGAGGAGAAUUUCCUGAAGCCCCUGCGCACGGGCUUGAACAUGUCCCGAGCUCAUUACGAGGCGGAGCUGAAGAGCACAAAGGAGAAGAAGAGGAAGAACAGCGCAGCAGAGUCUAAAGUGCCGACCUGCACGGUUACCGUCGGCAACGACACGUUACCCAACAUGACUCCUGAAAUGCAGCUCCAGGUGCUGCAGUCUGCACUCUACAUGUUCGAUUUGAUGGAGAGCGUCUUGGCCCGAAUCGAGGAGAUCGCCGAAGCUAAAGGAGAGACGUAGCCGUCUCGGACCGGACCGGACGGCGAUCUCCUGUACGGGAGCUUUACAACAAACUUCAGUUCAUAAAUCAUAAACACCGUUACAGUGAUAGAAAACACUCAUCAGGACACAGCCCUUAUCCUCCGUACGAGUAGCUGUACGACAUACACAACACACAGAGACUCGUGUGAAUCGUUUUCAGGAGCGACUCGGCGAAAAGGAAUCGUUUGGGCAACGAAAGUUACGUUUUUUUUUUAUUAUUUACAGACAGAAGGCUGGUGAAAUAUCUGACACACUUCUGAACAAACAAUGCAGGGUUAGAUUUUGUGCUGAAUGAGCCAAAUGUAUUUAAAAAAAAUCUCCGAGUAGAAAGUUUGCCUGUAAAUAUCUAAAUGGAUAUUUCUGGACAUUUAAUAAAGCUCCCUUUUUCUACAA